Molecule: messenger RNA, 1788 nt
Organism: Musa acuminata AAA Group (dessert banana)
Lineage: Eukaryota; Viridiplantae; Streptophyta; Magnoliopsida; Zingiberales; Musaceae
Product: protein APEM9-like
Exons: 5
Coding region: 77-1327 (416 amino acids)
Biological process (GO): peroxisomal membrane transport
Source: RefSeq, a predicted model, not a curated record
AAGAAUCCGCAAAUUGAAGGGGCGGAAGAGGUGGAGGUGGUGGUGGUGGUGACGAGUCUUAGGGCAAACGCAUGAGAUGGCUCUUCUCACCGUAUCCGCAAUCUGGAAUGAAAUCGAUCUCUCUGAGAGUUAUCUGGUGUGUUGCAUGUUUAAGGAGGCAGCAUCUCUUGUUUCUUCAACAGUUCAUCGUGUACGUAGCACUCCUUUUGCAGAUGCAGUUGAUGAUGUUCAAAUGGCUGAAAUGAUGGAGUCAGCUGGUAUGGUGUUUGUCCAGUCAAUGAAAGAGUUGGGAAGGACACAGGAACUGUUUGUUGAGCUUAGAGAAUUGUUUGGUUCAGUGGAAACCAUACCUGUUCAAGUGUUUCUAACAGGGUAUCAUAAAUCUGUUAUUCAGUUGUAUCCUUCGUACUUCUCUAAAUUCGUUUCAUCAUUGCUUUUUUACCUGUUAAUGUGUGGUGACCUUAAUAGAGUUUCAUUUUUUUCAAUCUCUCGAAAUGAUGCUGUAAUGAAUUGUAGGGCUUGCAUGCAAAUUUCAGAAAGAUUUACAUCCAACCUUAGAGCAAUCUUUGAAGAGUUCCUCAGCAAGUGGAAGUAUGUAGAUGGUGGAAUUUAUGUUUUGACAGUAGCAGAGCCAGAAAGCUCUUCUGACAAAGUAGGCAUGAAGCAGCCUGUCAUGGGAGCUAAGAAUUAUUUGGAGAUUGCUGAAGUUUACACCAUUACCGUCCUUGGGAUGGUUUUAUGUAGUCCAGACCUUGCAAUAUCCUGGACAGAGAAAGCAGAGUUGCCUGAAGAAAGCCGUCAGGUCCUACUGAGGAGGUUGCACUCAUUGGUCUCUGCUAAAAACUCUAGCUCACAUUCAAAUUUAGGAGGUGGUCUACGGCCAGAGCAAGCACACAGUCUAUCAUCUUCUACCAGUGGGUCUACUUUUAGUGGAAAUGAAGCUUAUCCCGAAGCCGUGAAACAAGAACUGCACUCUGCUGGGGGGCGAUCAAGGGGAGGCCUUUUCAAGACUGUUCGUCCAAGUAUUCGGAACAUCUUGGAACAGAUUAGUUGUUGCUUCUGGUGGUUCCGUACAAUCCAUUUGAAAUUUGGCAAUGUUCAUUUGGUUCUUCCUAGCGGGAAACAAAUGCUUGUGUGCUCAUUGAUAGUUCUAACAUACUACAUUCUCCGUCAGAAAGGCACAAUCCUGAAACGAUCAGUCGCUACACAAGCCGCAGCGAUCAAAAGAGCUCUGGUUGAUGCUUGGCAGCUAGCAUUUUCUGUCCAGGUGAACCCACUGGCUGCCAUUCAGCAGCUGCCCUCUGCUCCACAUGGAAGCAUGCAAUGAUUUGACAUUUCAGUGUCCUACGUUGCCCUCGGGGCUCACUGUAUACUCUCAGAACUGAAUGGAACAAAGCAAAAGAUUAUUCUCAUUCUUCAUGGGUGUCCCUGCGAAGCAGAAGCAUGAAGAAGACCACCAUCCGCGGUUGCUUUAUUCCACAUUUGCUAUUUUGUGCUGAAAGGGAGAAACACUUGAAGAACCAACAGUAUCGAGAAAAAAUUUACUUGUACAUUAAGAUUGCCUCGCAUCAAGGCACAUACCAUCAUUUUACCGAUUGUUAUGAGGUAAGUGGCAUCAAAAUAAGUUUGUUGUACUUAUCCCGCUUCUGCAUCUGCAAGCAGCAUAUCCUUGAAAAUACUUUCAUGUUGUAUGCAAAGCGCGAUCGUCCGAUCAAACUUUGAACAGCUAUAGUAUAUUUCUCAGUCUAUUUUCCCGUUUGACAUAACAAGAUGCUUGGUUUUGUGUUU